This is a messenger RNA of Agrilus planipennis (emerald ash borer), 1618 nucleotides long. It is a transcript of the gene Vps4, whose product is annotated as vacuolar protein sorting-associated protein 4B. Gene Ontology annotation, biological process: endosomal transport; vacuole organization. The record is from RefSeq and is a predicted model, not a curated record. The transcript has 8 exons. Gene Ontology annotation, molecular function: ATP binding; ATP hydrolysis activity. NCBI's taxonomy places the organism in Eukaryota, Metazoa, Arthropoda, Insecta, Coleoptera, Buprestidae. Bases 208 to 1524 code for a protein of 438 amino acids.
CAACCAUAUUGACAAGAGUGACACAUACAACAGAGGUGUAACGAUAAUUAAUUAAUAAUUUUUGUAAUAUUUAUCAAUGUUUUUUUAAAAGUAUUUUUCAACCUUACUGUUAUGAUAAUAUCCUAGCUGCAAAUUAAAAUUUCGUUUCAAAUAUAUAAUUAAAUUGUCUUUUUUAGUUUUAGUAAGUAAUAUUUGUGAUAAUAAAGAAUGGCUACUGGAAGCACUUUACAAAAAGCUAUAGAAUUAGUCACCAAAGCUACAGAAGAAGAUCGUAAUAAAAAUUAUGAAGAAGCACUUCGACUUUAUGAACAUGGUGUAGAAUAUUUCUUACAUGCAAUCAAGUAUGAAGCACAAGGGGAGAAAGCCAAAGAAAGCAUUCGUGCUAAGUGCUGUCAGUAUUUAGAAAGAGCUGAAAAAAUUAAAGAAUCCAUAAAAAAAGGCAAGAAGAAACCAGUUAAAGAGGGCGAUACUGAAUCAAAGGAUGAAAAAAAGAGUGAUAGUGAUAGUGACAGUGAUGAUCCAGAGAAAAAGAAGUUACAGUCUAAACUUGCAGAUGCAAUUGUCGUAGAAAAACCCCACGUUAAAUGGUCAGAUGUUGCAGGUUUGGAUGCAGCAAAAGAAGCCUUAAAAGAAGCAGUCAUUCUGCCCAUUAAAUUUCCACAUUUAUUUACAGGAAAAAGGAUACCUUGGAAAGGCAUUUUGCUUUUUGGUCCCCCAGGUACUGGUAAAUCGUAUUUAGCCAAAGCUGUUGCAACUGAAGCUAAUAAUUCAACAUUUUUCUCUGUGUCAUCCUCUGAUUUGGUAUCAAAAUGGCUUGGAGAGUCAGAGAAAUUGGUACGAAACCUUUUUGAUCUGGCAAGGCAACAUAAACCCAGUAUAAUAUUCAUAGAUGAAGUCGAUUCCCUUUGUUCCGCCCGUUCUGAUAACGAAUCUGAAUCAGCCCGAAGGAUUAAAACGGAAUUUCUUGUUCAAAUGCAGGGGGUUGGAAACGACACAGAGGGAAUAUUAGUUCUGGGAGCUACAAAUAUCCCAUGGGUCUUAGAUGCAGCUAUUCGUAGAAGAUUUGAAAAGCGAAUUUACAUACCAUUACCUGAAGAACACGCCCGCUUAACUAUGUUUAAAUUGCAUUUAGGAAAUACCCCCACAACGUUAACAGAAGAAGAUCUACGAACCCUGGCGAAAAAGACGGAAGGUUAUUCGGGGGCUGAUAUAAGUAUAGUAGUAAGGGACGCGCUGAUGCAGCCUGUUAGGAAAGUUCAGACGGCGACACAUUUUAAGAAAGUAAGGGGCCCAUGUCCCAAGGAUCCGAAAACAAUUCGAGAUGACCUGUUGACCCCUUGUUCGCCCGGUGAUCCUGGGGCUGUCGAAAUGUCCUGGAUGGACGUUGAUGGAGAUAAAUUAUACGAACCGCCUGUUACAAUGAACGAUAUGCUGAGAUCUCUAGCAACAUCAAAGCCGACUGUAAACGAAGACGACAUGGUAAAGUUAGACAAAUUCAAAGAAGAUUUUGGACAGGAAGGAUAAUUUUGUAUGUUUCAUUUUUCUAAAUAAAAUUACGAUUCAAUGCUUAUAUAAAUAUUUGGCUUAAUUAAAUGAGUAAUAGAUUGAUACAUUUUAA